ACCAUAUGAAGGAAGACCCAGUUUUCCUAAAGCAGCACGGCAAUUUCUUUUAAAAUGGUCUUUCUACAGCUCAAUGGUGAUUCGAGAUUUAACUUUACGCAGUGCUGCUAGCUUUGGCUCUUUUCAUCUGAUCCGCUUGCUUUACGAUGAAUACAUGUUUUACUUAGUAGAACAUCGUGUUGCUCAGGCAACAGGAGAAACACCUAUCGCAGUUAUGGGAGAGUUUGGUGAUUUAAAUGCUAUAUCCCCUGGAAAUAUGGAUAAAGAUGAGGGCAGUGAACUUGAAAGUGAAAUAGAAGAAGAGAUGGAUGAAAAUGGAGGGCCACAAGCCAAGAGGGAGAAAACAGACUUAAACCAAGCAUUUCAGGUGGGCUGCUUGCAGCAGCCAGUGCUUGAGAGUGGAAUAGAGCAGAGCCUCCUGAACCCAAUUCAUGAUGAGCAUAUUGUUACAAAUACUCAGACUAUCAGACAAUGCAGUGCUACUGGAAAUACAUAUACUGCAGUCUAAUAUUGAAGUGCUCCUUAACUGCAUUAGCCUUGUUGAUGCUGGACUUAAUGGGGGGAGAUAGGAGAAUAGGUCUGAAAGUCAUCUUAUCA
This is a messenger RNA of Pyrgilauda ruficollis (rufous-necked snowfinch), 597 nucleotides long. Its product is annotated as transcription factor RFX3-like. Lineage: Eukaryota; Metazoa; Chordata; Aves; Passeriformes; Passeridae. The coding region runs from base 74 to 508 and encodes 144 amino acids. The record is from RefSeq and is a predicted model, not a curated record. Gene Ontology annotation, biological process: regulation of transcription by RNA polymerase II. Gene Ontology annotation, molecular function: DNA-binding transcription factor activity, RNA polymerase II-specific; RNA polymerase II cis-regulatory region sequence-specific DNA binding. The transcript is spliced from 4 exons.